Scatophagus argus is the source of this 1636-nucleotide messenger RNA. RefSeq names its product forkhead box protein B1-like. The record is from RefSeq and is a predicted model, not a curated record. The transcript has a single exon. Gene Ontology annotation, molecular function: RNA polymerase II cis-regulatory region sequence-specific DNA binding; DNA-binding transcription factor activity, RNA polymerase II-specific. Gene Ontology annotation, biological process: regulation of transcription by RNA polymerase II; anatomical structure morphogenesis; cell differentiation. Lineage: Eukaryota; Metazoa; Chordata; Actinopteri; Scatophagidae. The coding region runs from base 420 to 1367 and encodes 315 amino acids.
UCCUCCUGGCUCUGAUCAUGUGAUGGUGAAGAAGUGGCCCAUUAAUGAAGCUCCUCUCCGGGGGUCUCUUCUGCUCCUGUCACCGCCGUCCAGCCCACAGACGGGACAGACCGGCAGAGGGACAUGGAGGAGGCGGCAGCCGCUUAGCGCAGCGCGGCAGGAGGAGGACUGACACCGGGCUGCACCUGCAGCGGCUGCUUGCUGAACUUUUGCUCAGCGUGACGGCGGCUCCGGCAGUGAGACUCGGGGCCAUGCGUGCCCAACAGUCGUCCGCUUUAUUUCCGUGCCUGACGGUGUUCUAAAGAGUUGGAACAGUUUGGACAAAGUUUGGAAAGCGUGGGGCGAGUCUUUUCCGCCCCGAGCAGACUGAGACCGAACUCAUCCCGGGCCGCUGCGGUCCGGCUCGGUCCGGCAGAAGAAUGCCUCGCCCGGGGAGGAACACGUACAGCGAUCAGAAGCCUCCGUACUCCUACAUCUCCCUGACGGCCAUGGCUAUCCAGAGCUGCCCGGAGAAGAUGCUCCCCCUCAGCGAGAUCUACAAGUUCAUCAUGGACCGGUUCCCGUACUACCGGGAGAACACGCAGCGGUGGCAGAACUCCCUGCGGCACAACCUGUCCUUCAACGACUGCUUCAUCAAGAUCCCCCGCAGACCCGACCAGCCCGGGAAGGGCAGCUUCUGGGCUCUGCACCCGAGCUGCGGCGACAUGUUUGAAAACGGGAGUUUUCUGCGGCGCAGGAAGCGCUUCAAGGUGGGCGGCGUCCAGGCCACGGACCCGCUGGCGCCCAGCAAGCCGCACGACGCCGCGCACUACCUGCAGCAGCAGGCCAAGCUGCGGCUCAGCGCGCUGCACGCCGCCGCGCACCUCCCGCAGAUGCCGGGCGGAUACAACCUGAGCCCGGUGACCCAGCCGUCCAGCUUCAAACACCCGUUCGCCAUCGAGAACAUCAUCGCCAGAGAGUACAAGAUGCCGGGCGGGCUGGCGGCCUUCUCCACCACCGGGUACCCGCUGCACAACCAGCUGACGCCGGCCUGGCCGCACAUGUACGGCUCCGGGAUGAUGGACUCCGCAGCUCCCAUCUCCAUGGCCCCCAGCGACUACUCGGCCUACGGCGUGCCGCUCAAGUCCAUCUGUCACAGCGGGCAGAGCCUGCCCGCCAUCCCGGUGCCCAUCAAACCCACGCCCACGUCGAUGCCGGGCCUGCCCGGGCUGCCCGCACACAUCCCGGCUUUCCUCGCCAACUCGCCGCAGUCCCUGAGCCCCACCUCCCCGCAGGCGGCCACCGGCCAGAGCAGCCCGGCCGCGCCCGGAGAAGCGCUGUCAUCCUCGGCCUCCGCGGCGCUGCAGUCCGCGGUCGCGGUGCACUGACGGACUCUGCUCUCCUUUUGUAAAAACGGAACAUGAGAAACUUCCUCAGCAGCUCCGGGACGCCAAGUGCGCGGAUUCUUGGAAUAUUUCUGUUGAGUUUGUUUCCCUGAAAAGACAGAAAUGACCUCUGACCCACAGCCCACAGCUCUGAUGUUAUUUUGGACGCUCAUUUGUGUUUGUGUUUGGAAACGGAAACUAACUUUGAAUCCGUUUAGAUGUUGUGUUGCUCACAUUCCCGCACAGGCGGACUCCUGGACCCCUGGACUCCU